CGGCCGCUGCUCCCCAUGGCGGGCCGGGCGCUGUCGGUCCUGCUGCUGCUCGCCCUGUUGUGCGCCCGGCCGAGCUUCUGCGGCACCGCUCCAGCCUCCUCCUCGCAGCCCGUGACCGCCCGGCUGGCGGCGAAGUGGCCGGCGACCCCACUGCUGCUGGAGGCGAGUGAAUUCAUUGCAGAAGAUGGUAAUGAGAAGUUUUGGCAGUUCUUGGAAACUGUACGGGAAUUAACAAUUUAUAAGCAAGGAGAUUCAGAGUAUUCCUAUUACAAUUUAAUCUUGAAGAAAGCCGGACAAUUUUUAUCCAAUUUGCAAGUCAAUUUGUUGAAGUUUGCACUUUCCAUACGGGCUUAUUCUCCGACUGUUCAGAUGUUCCAGCAGAUUGCAGCUGAUGAACCUCCACCAGAAGGCUGCAGCGCAUUUGUGGUUAUCCACGAGAAGCACACCUGUAAGACUAAUGAAAUAAAAAAACUGCUGAAGAAGGCUACUAAGAGACCCAGGCCAUAUCUUUUUAAAGGAGACCAUAAAUUCCCAACUUUCAAAGAGGAUGGCCCAGUGGUUGUUCUAUAUGCAGAAAUGGGUACAAAAGACUUUGCCAAAUUCCACAAGAUUUUAUCUGAGAAGGCACAAAAAGAGGAAAUUGUUUAUGUUCUCCGGCAUUAUGUUCAGAAACCAGUUUCCAGGAAGAUGUAUUUAUCUGGAUAUAGUGUGGAACUUGCAAUAAAGAGUACAGAAUACAAAGCAGUAGAUGACACGCAGGUUAAAGGAGCAAAUGAGACAAAAGAAGAGGAAGAUGAGGAAGAGGAAGAAGAAAGUGAUGUCCAAGGGUUUCUCUUUGGCAAAUUAAAACAGAUAUAUCCUGAUCUGAAAAAUAACCUGAAAGAAUUUAAAAAGCAUCUAAUUAAAACUGCUAACAACAUGGAACCACUGAAGGUUUGGGAGCUACAGGAUCUUAGUUUUCAAGCAGCUGCUCGAAUUAUGUCUGCUCCUGUUUAUGAUGCUUUAAAGGUAAUGAAAGACAUUGCUCAGAACUUCCCAAUAAGAGCCAGCCUGCAUUUUGUGUCUCAGUAUUUCUAGUUGAAAAGAUCACUGACAAGAGUGACCAUAGAUAAGGAAAUGCGAAAUGAAAUAGAAGAAAAUCAGAAGGUUU
Empidonax traillii (willow flycatcher) is the source of this 1150-nucleotide messenger RNA. Its product is annotated as UDP-glucose:glycoprotein glucosyltransferase 2-like. NCBI's taxonomy places the organism in Eukaryota, Metazoa, Chordata, Aves, Passeriformes, Tyrannidae. The transcript is spliced from 11 exons. Gene Ontology annotation, cellular component: endoplasmic reticulum. The record is from RefSeq and is a predicted model, not a curated record. Gene Ontology annotation, molecular function: UDP-glucose:glycoprotein glucosyltransferase activity. The coding region runs from base 16 to 1077 and encodes 353 amino acids.